AUGGCUCCUACUCCUAAGCCGGGCGAGAAAAAACAACAGUCUCUCACAUCCUUCUUCACACCAAAGACAGUAAAUGGGCUAGCCGCGAUCUUCGAAAAGCAGAGUCGAGCACAAGCAGACAAAUCACAAUCGCCCAGUAAAGAUAUAACCGGGUUACCAUCCAGGAAAAGAACAGUAGCGGACACAGAAAAGGAGAACGAAGAACCAAAACAGACUUCCAAAAGAGCUCGAGCCGAUGACACCGUCAAAGACCCAGAGACGAGCACUUUCUUCUCCAAAUCAAAAGACGGGGAACAAGAAACCAUAGGAACGCGCACAGAACGAUACCGAUACGACGGUUCGAGUGUGCGGAAUACCCAGGACGCCGACACAAACGCAGGAUCCAGCCAAAAUGAUGACGAGGAUGCAGAAGAGAGACGACAACACCAAGAACUGCACAAGAAAUUUGUUAAGAAACUUGGUCACCCUGACGCACUAGUAUCGCGCCGUAAUAUCCAAGAUGUGGCGCCAGCGGGUGAGGACGAAGAUGCCGAUGCCGACGGAGCUGAAGAGGAGGUUCCGGCGCCAGCAAAGACAAAGAAGAAGGGGUCCAAAACAGGCAAACUGACGCCUAUGGAAAUUCAAUUUCUGGAAAUCAAAAGAAAGCAUAUGGACACUGUUCUCAUUGUGGAAGUCGGCUACAAGUUCCGGUUCUUUGGCGAAGAUGCGCGCAUUGCAGCAAAAGAAUUAAGUAUCGUCUGCAUUCCCGGUAAAAUGCGUUAUGAUGAGCACCCUUCGGAGGCGCAUAUAGAUCGCUUCGCCUCAGCGAGUAUUCCAGUCCAUCGCCUCCCUGUACAUGCAAAGCGCCUGGUGGCUGCCGGACACAAGGUUGGCGUUGUUCGUCAGAUCGAGACAGCCGCAUUGAAGAAGGCUGGUGACAAUCGCAACACGCCGUUUGUCCGCAAGCUCACCAAUCUCUAUACAAAAGGAACAUACAUUGAUGAGAAUGGCGAACUUGAUCAAAGCGGUGGCUCUGGAGCGCCUUCUGGCGGCUACCUGUUAUGUAUAACUGAGUCCAAGGCUAAGGGGUCAGGUACUGACGAGAAGGUCGAUGUUGGUAUAAUCGCUGUCCAGCCUGCAACAGGAGACAUCAUAUAUGAUCACUUCGAGGAUGGAUUCAUGCGGAGCGAGAUUGAGACCCGUCUAUUACACAUUUCCCCUUGCGAGUUCUUGAUCGUAGGAGAUCUGACCAAAGGUACCGACAAACUCGUGCAGCAUCUAUCAGGCAGCAGUACCAAUGUCUUCGGCGACCGGAGUCGAGUCGAGCGCGUGCCCAAGGAGAAGACCAUGGCAGCUGAAGCUUACUCUCACGUCACUCAGUUUUACGCCGACAAGCUUAAAGACAAUACCCAAGACGAAUCUGCUGCCGCCCUUCUCAACAAGGUCUUAAAGCUGCCCGAGCCGGUCACUAUCUGUCUCUCAGCUAUGAUCAACCAUCUCCAAGAAUACGGCCUUGAGCACAUUUUUGACCUGACCAAAUACUUCCAAAGCUUCAGCACCCGAUCACAUAUGCUCAUCAAUGGUACUACACUCGAAAGUCUCGAAGUGUACCGCAACUCUACAGACCAUUCCGAGAAAGGCAGUUUGUUCUGGGCUCUUGACAAGACUCUCACUCGUCCGGGUCAGCGUCUACUGAGGAAAUGGGUAGGGCGCCCCUUGCUGGACCAGGAACUUCUUGAGGCUCGUCUCAACGCUGUCGAGGAGCUUCUCAAUAAGCAAUCAACCGCUCCUGUGUCCCAGCUUGAGUCACUUUUGGCAAACACCAAGACCGAUCUUGAGCGCAGUCUCAUUCGCAUCUAUUACGGCAAAUGCACUCGUCCCGAACUACUCUCUGUUUUGCAAGCAUUGCAGAGAGUAGCCAGCUACUACUCAACAAUCAAAGCUCCAUCGGAUGCCCCCUUCAGUUCCCCUCUUCUUAGCGAGGCCAUCUGUUCCCUGCCGCAGAUCCUCGAUACGGUCGUUUCCUACCUUGAGCGCAUCAACCUUGUAGCUGCACGCAAAGACGACAAGUACGGGUUCUUUCGCGAUGAGUUCCAGACGGAGGAUAUGCAAGAUCACCAGCUUGGCAUCGCCCACGUUGAGCACGAACUCGACGGUCAUCGUGCUGUUGCCGCCGAAAAAAUCAAGAAGAAAAUGGUUGACUAUGUCACCGUCGCCGGCAUCGAAUUUCUAAUCGAGGUUCCCAAUGCCGAUAUCAAACAUGUUCCAGCCUCGUGGGCCAAGAUCUCUGGAACAAAGAAGCUAUCGCGUUUCCAUACCCCUGAAGUCCUUCGCUUCAUUACUGAACGCGAUCAGCAUCGUGAAGCCCUGGCUGCCGCAUGUGAUAAAGCUUUCAAGGAUCUACUCGCAUCCAUUGCGUCAGACUAUCAACCCCUCCGUGACGCUGUGUCCGCUCUUGCAACACUCGACUGUGUCCUUUCUCUAUCAAAAGUCGCUGCACAACCAGGCUAUUCUCGCCCAUCUUUCCUCCCUCCCUCUACCGACCCAACCAUCUCCAUUACCAACGGCCGCCACGCCAUUGCGGAGCAUACUCUUGAGGGCGGCUACAUUCCUUUCUCCACUACCCUCGCCCACCCUUCACCUCUCGCCCACCUCAUCACUGGUCCCAAUAUGGGCGGUAAAUCUUCUUUUGUUCGCGCUCUAGCCCUCAUUGUUCUUCUAUCGCAAGUUGGUUCGUAUGUCCCCGCAGACUCGUUGUCUCUCACUCUCUGUGACGCCAUCCACACCCGAACGGGUGCUCGCGAUAAUCUCUUUGCUGGUGAAUCUACCUUUAUGGUCGAGGUCUCUGAAACAGCGCGCAUUCUACGCUCUGCUGGUCCCCGAAGUCUUGUCAUUCUCGAUGAGUUGGGCCGAGGCACCAGCACUCAUGACGGCGCCGCUAUCGCCCAAGCCGUGCUGCAGCAUGUCGUUACCGAGACACAGUGUCUGACGCUCUUCAUUACGCAUUAUCAAAACCUGGCGCGGGUCGCUGAAGGUCUUGACGGCGUCAAGAAUGUUCACAUGAAAUUCAAGGCAGAGAAAGGGGAGGAUGGGGAGGAAGAGGUCACGUUUUUGUACGAAGUUGGCGAGGGCGUUGCCCAUCGCUCCUACGGCUUAAACGUCGCGAGACUUGCGCGCAUUCCCAAGAAAGUGAUUGAUGUUGCUGCUCUGAAAUCGAGUCAAAUUGAGCAAGAAAUGAAGAUGCGGCGUUUGAGGGGAGUUUGUCGUGCCCUGUCGGAAGUGAUGGAUGAUGGAACCGAUCAUCUCGAUCAGAUUGUAUCGAGUAUUGAGCAACUAUGA
Molecule: messenger RNA, 3318 nt
Organism: Fusarium pseudograminearum CS3096
Lineage: Eukaryota; Fungi; Ascomycota; Sordariomycetes; Hypocreales; Nectriaceae
Exons: 2
Coding region: 1-3318 (1105 amino acids)
Biological process (GO): mitotic recombination; mismatch repair
Cellular component (GO): nucleus
Molecular function (GO): ATP-dependent DNA damage sensor activity; mismatched DNA binding; ATP binding
Source: RefSeq, a predicted model, not a curated record